Messenger RNA from Mauremys reevesii (Reeves's turtle), 2401 nucleotides. RefSeq names its product zinc finger protein OZF-like. The coding region runs from base 264 to 1991 and encodes 575 amino acids. NCBI's taxonomy places the organism in Eukaryota, Metazoa, Chordata, Testudines, Geoemydidae. Gene Ontology annotation, molecular function: DNA-binding transcription factor activity, RNA polymerase II-specific; RNA polymerase II cis-regulatory region sequence-specific DNA binding. The transcript is spliced from 4 exons. Gene Ontology annotation, biological process: regulation of cytokine production; negative regulation of transcription by RNA polymerase II; regulation of immune system process. The record is from RefSeq and is a predicted model, not a curated record.
CAAAGCUUCUGCCACCGCUGCCGCUUCCGUGUGAGCCGGGCCCGGGCUGAGCCGCGGCUGCUCCCGGGUCUGUGCGGGGGCGCGGGGCAUUAACCCCUCCGUGCCCGGCCGGGGGGGGGCUUUCUGCAGCUGGGCCCCGCCCCCUGGGCAGCCCCGGCCCGGAGCCCCCGAGGCCGGUGACCUUCGAGGAGGUGGCUGUGUAUUUCACCAGUGAAGAGGGGGCUCGGCUGGAUCUCACUCAGAGAGCCCUCUACAGAGACGUCAUGCAGGAGAACUAUGAGAAUGUGACCUCGCUGGGGUUUCCAGUUUCCAAACCUGAUGUGAUCUCCCAGCUGGAACAAGGGGAAGAGCCGUUGGACCCAGACCUCCAGCGUUCAGAGGAAAGAGAGAUCCUGAGAGCUCCCCGCACAGGUGAAGAAACAUUAAACCAACUCAGAAUCUCAGGUGAUGCAAUGGUGUGUGACAAAGAGGAGCAGACUUCUCAGCAGGAAAAUGUUGAGCAAGUGGAUAAACACAGAGCAUUAUCGCAAAGAUCAAAAAGCAAUGUAACCAGGAGUCAUGAUCAGGGACAAUCCUGUGAGAUUCAGCAGAAAUCAGAAAGAGAGCACGGAAACCAUCCAGGGGAGAAAGUGGGUAAAUGUAUUUCCUGUCGGAGAACUCAGAAGGACCUCAAGGAAACCACAACACAGCAGGAAAUCCUCAAGAGAAAGAGAAAAAAUACAUUCAGUGAGUGUGGGAAAAACUUAAGUGACUACUCAGUCAUUACAAAGCAUCAGGGAAUCUGCACAGGGAUGAGGCCCUAUGAAUGCAGUGAGUGUGGAAAAUGCUUCACUAAGAGCUCAGCCCUUUCUGAACAUCGGAGAAUCCACACAGGGGUGAGGCCCUAUGAAUGCAGUGAGUGUGGAAAAUGCUUCACUAAGAGCUCAGCCCUUUCUGAACAUCAGAGAAUCCACACAGGGGAGAGGCCUUAUGAAUGCAGUGAGUGUGGGAAAAACUUCACUUACAGAUCAGGCCUUUUUAACCAUCAGAAAAUCCACACAGGGGAGAGUCCCUAUGAAUGCUGUGAGUGUGGGAAAGCCUUCAAGUGCAGCUCAGCCCUUUCUGAACAUCAGAGAAUCCACACUGGGGAGAGGCCCUAUGAGUGCACUGAGUGUGGGAAAAACUUCACUCAAAGAGCAGGCCUUUUUCUCCAUCAGAUAAGUCACAGAGGGGAGAGGCCCUAUGAAUGCAGUGAGUGUGGGAAAACUUUCAGUCGCAGCUCACACCUUAUUAGGCAUCAGAGAAUCCACACAGGGGAGAGGCCCUAUGAAUGCAGUGAGUGUGGGGAAAGCUUCACUAACAGUUCAGCCCUUUCUGAACAUCAGAGAAUCCACACAGGGGAGAGGCCCUAUGAAUGCAGUGAGUGUGGGAAAGACUUCACUCGCAGAUCAGGCCUUUUUCAACAUCUGAGAAUCCACACAGGAGAGAGGCCCUAUGAAUGCAGUGAGUGUGGAAAAACCUUCACUAGCAACUCAGCCCUUUCUGAACAUCAGAGAAUCCACACGGGGGAGAGGCCCUAUGAAUGCAGUGAGUGUGGGAAAAACUUCACUCACAGAUCAGGCCUUUCUGAACAUCAGAGAAUGCACACAGGAGAGAGGCCCUUUGAAUGCCAUGAGUGUGGAAAAUGCUUCACUAGCAAAUCAGUCCUUUCUAAACAUCAGCAAAUCCACACAGGGAAGAGGCCCUAUGAAUGCAGUGAGUGUGGGAAAACCUUCAUUCGCAGCUCGCACCUUAUUAGGCAUCAGAGAAUCCACACAGGAGAGAGGCCCUGUGAAUGCAGUGAGUGUGGGAAAAACUUCACUAGCAGCUCAGCCCUUUCUGAACAUCAGAGGAUCCACACAGGGGAGAGGCCCUAUGAAUGCAGCGAGUGUGGGAAAACCUUCUCUUGGCACUCAGCCCAUUUUAGGCAUCAGAGAAUCUGCAAGGGAGAUCAACACCAUAAAAACCUCUAGGGCUAUCAAUUGUCUCAGACCUAAACUUUGUUGGCUCAGGCCUAAAACUUUGGUUGAGGCCUGAACAAUAGUCAUGAUUACCCCCCUUUUAUGGUUCUGGAGACAAGGUGAAGGGAAAGUACAAAAGCAGAACGUUCUGUAAUCACUAGGCUUGCAAAAUAUAACUGCCAACGGCUAGUGUUAGAGGAAGCUUAUACUGCAAAGGGGAAACUGUGAAUAACAGGAAAGCUGGCUGGUGCUGUCUUCCUUUUAUGGAAAGUGUAUUCCACUUAUUGGAAAAAUGUCAACAAGGAAUGUGACAGACCCAAACCGGUGGGGUACAGGAGUCUGGAAGUAGCCCAGGGAGUUGUAGCUGUCACGUAGCUGUUACAGGAGGCACUAUAGACAGCUGCAAUCCACAGGGCCCUGGG